Cannabis sativa is the source of this 1411-nucleotide messenger RNA. RefSeq lists its product as uncharacterized. Gene Ontology annotation, molecular function: S-adenosylmethionine-dependent methyltransferase activity. The transcript is spliced from 6 exons. NCBI's taxonomy places the organism in Eukaryota, Viridiplantae, Streptophyta, Magnoliopsida, Rosales, Cannabaceae. Bases 33 to 962 code for a protein of 309 amino acids. The record is from RefSeq and is a predicted model, not a curated record.
UGGGAUAUGGUGGAAGGACACCCCAUAGAGAAAUGGCCCUUUAUUUUUCUGUUUCACCAUUUUCGUCGCUGAAAACAUUACCUAUCCUCCCUCAACUCUCGUCCGGUAAAGCCCCACGUGCCAAAACCACACUGACGGCCGAUCAAUCACGCCUCCACCCCAAUGUCGAAACUCGGAGCUCCGACCACUCUUUGCUUACUGGUUCGUCCUGCGCCUGCGGAAGAAGGGUCUUCAUUAACGCAGCUGCCACAUCUUUGCUUCCCAUUUGCUCCGCCAAAGCUUCCCAUUACACAGAUACGUUGAAAAAGAUUCACCCUCCGAGGCCAGAUUGGUAUGAAGAAUUCUAUGCUUCAGUUCUGGAUACGAGCAUGAAAUCUUAUGAAGCUGAGAUUGCAGGUUACAAGUCUGAGCUGUUUGCUAAUUUGAGAGGAAAGGCUGAAAGAGUGGUAGAGAUUGGGAUUGGGACGGGUCCAAAUCUUAGGUACUAUGGUGGAGAUAAAGGUGUCCAAGUUUUUGGGGUGGAUCCAAACAAAAAGAUGGAGAAAUAUGCCAAGUCUUCUGCCAUUGCUGCUGGUUUGCCGGUUCAGAAUUUUAAGUUUAUACAAGCAGUUGGCGAGGCUUUACCACUAGCCGAUGCUUCUGCUGAUGCCGUUGUUGGAACACUUGUAUUAUGCUCUGUUGGUGAUGUUAACUUGACCUUAAAAGAGGUGAAGAGAGUUCUCAAGCCAGGUGGACUUUAUCUCUUUGUGGAGCACGUAGCUGCAAAAGAAGGAAGCUCACUGAGAUUCAUACAGAGCAUUCUUAACCCUUUGCAACAGACUGUUGCUGAUGGGUGUCACCUGACAAGGGAAACUGGAAAGCACAUAUCAGAAGCUGGAUUUUCAAAUCUGAAGCUCAGCCUCACUUUCUUAUCUAAUGCCUCGCUCAUAAACCCUCACAUCUACGGAAUAGCUUACAAGUAAAUAGCAAUACCUGCAAUUUUCACCAAGCCAUGCCCAUGUCAUGCAAUUCAAAGUAACAAUUAACACAUAAAACUAUUAUUUAUACUAUUGGGGGUUCAUAUUAAGUUUGGUCAGGUUGAAGGGUUUAUUAAUUGUAGGCCUAUAUAUUUUGAAUGUAUACAAGUAAAUUUAUAUAUUGACAAAUUUACAUCCUUUCCUAGCAAAGAAAAGGUUGUGGGGAAAGUGAUAUUAUAUACAUAGUAAUGAUUGUUGUUGAUUUUGUAAAGACUAGUGUUGAAAAGGGUUUGUUCCUUUCCCUUGUAUCUCGUCUGUGGACAGAGUAAGAUGAGAGAAGACAAAGCCUUAUGGGGGUUGGGUCGGGGUGUAUUGAUGAUAACAUAAUGUAAUGUUCUUCAAUAUGAUGGGUAUGAAACUCUGUUAUAUUCUUAUUUGAAUGCCCCUUUUUGGCA